This is a messenger RNA of Haliotis rubra (blacklip abalone), 1071 nucleotides long. RefSeq lists its product as uncharacterized. The coding region runs from base 1 to 1071 and encodes 356 amino acids. The record is from RefSeq and is a predicted model, not a curated record. The transcript has a single exon. NCBI's taxonomy places the organism in Eukaryota, Metazoa, Mollusca, Gastropoda, Lepetellida, Haliotidae.
AUGUCUGACCACUUCAAUGUCUUGUUUGCUAUUGACUUAAUUAAGCCAAACAACAAGCAUUCAAUCUUGAUGUGUCGAAACAUCAAGAAGAUUCAGCCAGAUAGUUUCAGACUUGACUUGGUUAAUUCAAACCUCCUCACUGAUCCUCCCCCUGAUGUUGAGGACCAUGUUGUCCCUUUCCAUGACACCCUCACAUCUCUUCUAGACAAACAUGCUCCGGCAGUUGAGAAGAAUGUGAUACUUCGUCCUCAUGCUCCAUGGUAUGACGAGUCCAUUCGUCGUUCUAAGACACAACGGCGCAGAGCAGGUCAGUGGCGUAAGACACGCCUGGAAAUUCACAGGCAGAUAUAUCAACAGUGCCGAAAUGCUACCACCUCUUUAAUCAUCUCUGCUAAAAGGAAAUAUUGUCUUCACAGUAUACAGAAUAGUAUGGGGAAACCUGCUUCCCUUUACAGGUUUAUGAAUAAACUGCUUGGUAAAGGAGGUGAUGGUGAUAGAGUACCUCCCGGACAAAGUCACAUGGAACUCGCAGACUCGUUCAACUCAUUUUUCAUUUCAAAGAUUGAUACCAUUCGACAAGGACUUUCAGCCAAGGAAGUUGAUAGGUGUUUCAGUGAACCUCUUUUCACAGGCGAUCCACUAACACAGUUUGCACCCUUCACCCCCAAGGACAUUGAAUCAAUUAUCCGCUCUUCAAAGCCUACCACUUGCGACUCCGACCCCAUACCAACUAAACUUCUGUUUCAAUAUCUUGACUUGUUGCUGCCAAGCAUUACCAAAAUUGUCAACUCAAGUUUGGGGAGUAGUGUAUUUCCAUCCAGAUUCAAACAUGCUGUAGUCAAACCUCUGCUAAAGAAACCUGAUCUUGACUCUCAGAAUCUUCAGAACUAUCGACCUGUCUCAAAUUUAUCCUUCAUUUCCAAGAUAAUUGAGAAGGCCGUGCAUGUCAGACUCAAAGACCAUCUCUCUAAACAUCUUCUGCUUGAUGAAUUCCAGUCAGCGUAUCGGCAAUACUAUAGUACGGAGGCUGCGUUACUGCAAGUGACGAAUGGGCUUCGUUGUGCUGGGUAG